Phaedon cochleariae (mustard beetle) is the source of this 2418-nucleotide messenger RNA. Lineage: Eukaryota; Metazoa; Arthropoda; Insecta; Coleoptera; Chrysomelidae. The record is from the annotation of a GenBank genome assembly.
CAUGGUGUUGAAACAAGUGAUUUACUAGCAUGUGAUAAAAAGAGAUACAAUGGUCAUGUGGAAAAUGGAAUUCUCAAAUGUGCUUAUCUAGGACAUAAUAAAUAACUACAGGUAUAAAAAUGGACGAUGCUGACAAUGAUCAAUUCUUUUGCGAUGUAUGCAAUAUCAACCUUUACAAUGAAGCUUCAAUUCAGCAGCAUAUUUCUGGACGGAAACAUUUGGAUUUGGUCAGAGCCAAAGAAGAGAGAUUACGGGUUGAAAGUAAAUGUGGUAUUUACGUGAGAGGUUUCCCCCCAAACUUGGGAUCGAAAGCGCUGAUCGAGUACUUUGCCAAAUUUGGUACGGUAGUUUGGUCACAUUAUGGUGAUUCGUUUCUCUUACUGGACUAUUCACAUCCAGCGGCUGCUCGAGAUGCCAUGAAACGAAAACACUACCUCCAUGGAAGAAGUGUCAUUGUGAAAUACAGAGAACUGAAACCGUCGAGGGAUGCUUUCAAGGAACAGGUAGAACUCAUCUCUGAUAACCUAUUAGAUCAAAUUAAAAACAUGUCAGAUCUAGAACACCAAUUCUCCACGUUGGCAUAUAUUUUGCAAGGUGAGGGUAUGGAAUUCCUUGUGUAUGAUAAAAUCUGUCAGGAUUUAUACGGGACUUUGAUUCAUAGUUUUCCACGUUGCCAGAUUUUUCCAUUUGGUUCCACAGUAACUGGUCUGGGAUUCAAAAGCAGCGACAUAGAUGUUUACAUAGCUGGUAUCAGGCAUGGAGACAAUAACGUACCACUUUUAUAUAAAAUCAGGACAAUUUUGAGACAUUCUCAGUUAUUCACGAAUGCUAUAGUCAUUGCCAAUGCUAAGAUACCGAUCUUGAAGUGUGUGCAUAUACAAUCUGGCAUGAAUUGUGAUAUAAACAUAAGAAAUAUGUUGGGUGUAUGUAACAGCAAUUUGAUUAACUAUUACUUGAACCUGGACAUGAAAAUAAGAAGGAUAAUGCUUUUUAUAAAAUAUUGGGCCAAAACUCACAAACUGACUGGACAAAAUCACCUGUUUACCAACUACUCUUUGAGUCUCAUGCUGAUAUUUUUUCUACAAUUGGCUCCAUAUAAUGUUCCAUCUGUAUUUUCACUUCAAGAUUUCAGGUCUAAGAAUAUGCAAGAUGGUUGGAAUGGAGGAUUUUCUAAAAAAAAUUUCUAUAAUAAACACUUGAAAGGUGUGUCUUUAGUAGGACUUCUCUCGGAGUUUUUCAAAUUCUAUUCGGAAUUUGAUUACGGUGUGUACGUGAUUGUUCCUUAUUUGGGGGUGCCUAUAAAAAAAAGCGAUUUCAAGGACCCCAAAUUGCUUUACGACAGCGUUUUCUUCAUCUACAAAAGAUAUAUCGAAAUUGAAGGUAAUUUGCCUUUGAAAGUAGAUGCUUCUAUUUGCGUUCAAGAUCCCUUCGAGCACUCACGUAAUACGACCCCAAUUGUUUCCGAUUCCACAUUGAACAUUUUCGUGAACUUGUGUUGCCUUGGAAGGAAAUUGUGCGAAGAGGGAGAAACUGGUCUGUUAUAUAGGCUAGUGAACGAAACACCGCCGAAUGUCAUGAUGGAAUUGUUGACGAACUCAAAUUUCGUUCAGUUCUCCAUACCAAUGAGUUUGAAUACAAAAUACUUGAAGAAGAAACUCGAGGAGAAAGUAUCGAACGAUACCAUCGAAAAGAUGUGGUUCAAAUCUGUCAAUGAGUUUUUGCUGAUCGUUUUGAAGGAUUUCUUGAAUAUUGAGGUUAGAGACAUUACUGAAGAAUCGACGAAUAGCAAAGCGAAGAAAGCGGAAGGGCAAAACGAUGUCCACGACAAAGAGGAGUCCCUCUACUCCUAUAGAUGUGCUGCCAAAUUGAAUUUUUGGCAGAAUAGGAAAGCCAUUUUGAAGAAUAUCAAUAAAGCCGAGGCAUCGAGUGUAGUUGAAAGAGAAGUGGAAGUCACUAAGCAGUUGAUGGCAUUGUACAAGGAUAUCAAUUUAAGGGAUAACAUAGUUGAGUUUGAGAUUUCUCUUGUUUCCAAAUACGAUCCUCCACAAAUGUUGAUCAGUGUGACAAAAAUAACAUCUUAUAAAAAGACUUUCAAGGUUUUUAGCCACUGUUUAGCUUCGAAUUUCACUUCGUGGUUCGAAACUUACGAGAAAGAGUUGAAUAGCUGAAAAUAAGACAAUCAAAUGAGAUUUGUCCAGAGAUUUUGAGAGAUUUUUAUGUAUAUAGGUUGCCUCACUGUCAAAUGUUCGUUGUUUUUGAAGGUACCUAUAUACAUAUGCUGUAUAUGGAAUUUUAAUUGCUCUAUAUUUUGUUGGAAUUUCAGUUUUUCUGUAGAUUUUUAUACCAUUUAUAUACCCAGUGUGGAAUGGCAUUCUAUUUCCUUCAAAAUGUGGGAUAUCAGUAAUACCUCCAGGUCUC